Molecule: messenger RNA, 945 nt
Organism: Dictyostelium discoideum AX4
Lineage: Eukaryota; Evosea; Eumycetozoa; Dictyosteliales; Dictyosteliaceae
Gene: dimt1l
Product: dimethyladenosine transferase
Exons: 4
Coding region: 1-945 (314 amino acids)
Source: RefSeq, a predicted model, not a curated record
AUGGUAAAACCAGUUAAAAUUGGUGUAGAUGCAAAAGUUGAAAAGACAAAAUCAGCAACAGCUGCCAGACAUCAUGAAUUUCAAAUGAAUAAAAGUUAUGGUCAACAUUUGUUAAAGAAUCCAUUAAUUAUUGAUGCAAUUGUAGAUAAAUCACAACUUAAAUCAACAGAUACAGUACUUGAAAUUGGUCCAGGUACUGGUAAUUUAACAAUGAAAUUAUUAGAAAACUGUAAAAAAGUUAUUGCUAUUGAAGUUGAUCCACGUAUGGCUGCUGAAUUACAAAAAAGAGUUGCCGCUUCACCAUAUGCACAACAUCUUCAAAUUAUAUUAGGUGAUUUUUUAAAAGUUGAUCUACCAUACUUUGAUGUUUGCGUAGCAAAUGUUCCAUAUCAAAUUUCAUCACCAUUAACAUUUAAAUUAUUAGCACAUAGACCAAUUUUUAGAACAGCAGUACUUAUGUUUCAAAAGGAGUUUGCACUUCGUUUAGGAGCAAAACCAGGUGAUAGUUUAUAUUGUCGUUUAUCAGUUAAUACACAAUUAUUAUCAAAAGUAACACAUUUAAUGAAAGUAGGUAAGAAUAAUUUCCUUCCACCACCAAAAGUUGAGUCAGCAGUAGUUAGAAUUGAACCAUUCAAUCCACCACCACCAAUUAAUUUCGUUGAAUGGGAUGGUUUAGUUAAAUUAUGUUUCUCUAGAAAAAAUAAAACAUUAUCAGGUAUUUUCAGAGUUAGUAGUGUAAUUGAAACUUUAAAUCAAAAUUAUAAAACUUAUUGUGCUUUAGAAGGUAAAAUGAAUACUGAUGGUUCUGAUGAACAAAUGAAAGAAUUAAUCAUUAAAACUUUAACUGAUAAUGACUUUUUAGAUUCACGUUCUUCAAAAUUAGACAUUAAUGAUUUCUUAAAAUUAUUAAAUAAAUUUCAUGAAACUGGUAUUCAUUUCAAAUAA